Messenger RNA from Malus domestica (apple), 1137 nucleotides. RefSeq names its product flavonoid 3',5'-methyltransferase-like. NCBI's taxonomy places the organism in Eukaryota, Viridiplantae, Streptophyta, Magnoliopsida, Rosales, Rosaceae. Gene Ontology annotation, molecular function: S-adenosylmethionine-dependent methyltransferase activity; O-methyltransferase activity. The record is from RefSeq and is a predicted model, not a curated record.
AUGCACAACGCACCCAACUUCAUAUUUCACAGCUAUAGAAAACUAGAAACUGAAGGAAUAAAAUAUUUGCUCCUUUGUUGUUCACCCAGCCAUGUCUGAGUCAGAAGCCAAACCAGAGAGGAGAAUACUAAAAAACCCAGCACUUCUCAAGUACAUCUUCGAAACAAGCUGUUUUCCAAGAGAACAUGAGCAACUGAAGCAACUAAGGGAGGCCACUGUCGAGAAAUAUCCCUUCUGGAGUCUUAUGAAUGUGCCCGUCGACGAAAGCCUGCUUCUCUCGAUGCUUCUGAAGGUGAUGAAUGCGAAGAAGACGUUGGAGCUUGGUGUCUUCACUGGUUAUUCUCUUCUCACUACUGCUCUUGCACUACCUGCUGAUGGCAAAAUAACGGCAAUCGAUGUAGAUAAAGAAGCCUAUGAGGUUGGAUUGCCAUUUAUUCAAAAGGCUGGGGUGGAAAAUAAGAUUAACUUCUGCCAGUCAGAUGCCUUCACAGUUCUAAAUGAUCUCAUUACCAAAGGAAAGGAAGAAGGGAGCUUUGAUUUCGCAUUUGUGGAUGCCGACAAGGACUCCUACAUGGAAUAUCACAAGUUGCUGAUGAAGCUUGUGAAGGUUGGAGGAAUCAUAGCUUAUGAUAACACAUUGUGGUUUGGGACAGUGGCGGAGCCUGAGGAGAAUGUGGAAAAUUUUGCAAAGCAAAGCAGAAAACAUUUGCUGGAACUCAACAGCUUUCUCGCGGCGGAUGACCGUGUCGAGCUAGCUGUUGUUUCCAUCGGAGAUGGACUCACCCUCUGCAGACGUCUCUCUUAACUUGCCCGCAAGAAACAACUCCCAUGUUGAAGUUGUCUAAGAAUAAAUAAGACAGUUUUAUCUGUGAUUUGAACCGUUUAAUGUUGGGAGAUUUGCUAUUCCAAAUUUUAAAGAUAAAUUAAGAUGGGUUUUAUUUUAUUUUGAUUUUUAAGAAAGUUUUUGUUUUUGUUUUUGUUUUUUUUUUAAACAAGAAAGUCUGUGUUAAUUAAACUUGGGAAAUGCUUGUGAUUUGUUGCUGGCCACCUACUCGGGAUGCGGCCCUAGUGGGUUAUGGCGUGUUUAAUGUGACCUUAACACGAGGUUAUAAUAAAUUAAGGGGUUUUUAAUUUUAA